GAAUAUAAAAAUUCCGGUCAUUUUAAGUCACAAAUCUAGUUAUGAAUCACAUGAAAAUAUUGAUUAUACAUAGGCUGGCAAAUAAAUUUUUUCCCAAAUAAACUAUUCAUCAGUUUUAUCAUUGUUGUCGUAAAAUUCAACUGCCUACUUUUUGCCAUGCUUUGUACCAAGAUAAUGUUAGUAGGUUAGGGAUUAUAGAAAUUCGAGGUGAGAAGAUUAGUGAUGUGUCACAAUUCGUGCGGACCUAUAUUUUGCACGAAUUAAUUCCUUAGAAAGAAAAAAGCUUAUCCAAAUUUCGUAAACAACAAUUUUUUAUUCUUUGUUUGGAAUAAGGUAUAAAAAUGGAAUUUGUGGAAGAAAAAAUACUUAAAAAUUCUUCUUUGACAAUUUAUAAACUUCUCUUGACACGGUGUUUGUUACCUUAUUUUGUGGAUUAUGAACUCAUUCGCUGUAAUUGUUUUGACAACUUGACUGAAUGUUUUAUAUUUUCAACGGAAAAAAAAUAUUUUUUUUGAGUCUCCUAUUAAAAGAAACAUUAAAAUAGGAAAAUCACGUAGUAAACUAACUUUGUUACGAUCAUAACUUUUUAUGAAGUUUAUAAUUGGAAAGAAAUCAACGAGUUUUUAGUAAUAUAAAUUUUAAUUACCUUGCUUGGAUUGCGGCAAAUAUGUUAAAAACUAUUCCGUCGUUUCCUGAAAAGUUUAAAAGCCAAAAAUGGGAGAGAUAUUAUUUUCCGAGGAGGUAUGUUUUGGUGUUGUUGGGAUUUUUGGGCAUGUUCAGUAUAUAUGCAAUGAGGGUGAAUAUCAGUAUGACUAUAGUGGCAAUGGUGAACCAAACGGCAGUGGCAUUUCCUAACAACUCACAUAGUGAAACCAAAGAGUGCCUUAAUUUGGAUUACGACAAUGAACUAGUUCAGAGCAAUGGAUUUAAGGGUGAACAGUACAACUGGGACACCACAACGCAGACCACAAUUCUAGGAUCUUACUAUUAUGGCUAUGUUUUGACACAGUUGCCUGGAGGCAUCAUUGCUGAAAAAUUUGGAGCCAAGUGGGUAUUUGGCUGUGGAAUACUGACUACAGCAAUAAUCUCUUUAUUAAUCCCUCUUACAGCCAGUUUUGGAAGUCUUGCUUUAACCUGCAUUCGUGUCAUCCAAGGACUUGCAGACGGCAUAACUAUCCCAGCAAUUAACGUCGCCAUAAGCAGGUGGUCACCAAAAAGUGAGCGAAGCAGAGUUUCUACCGUCAUCUUCUCUGGAGCUCAAAUCGGAACUGUAAUUGCUCUGCCUAUUUCUGGACUUCUCUCUGUGACAGAUGUCCUCGGAGGAUGGCCGUCUGUAUUCUACGUCUUUGGAUCCAUGACAUGUAUUUGGUUUGUAUUUUGGGCUUUCUUGAUCUAUGAAAAACCAUCCGUCCAUCCUGGGAUAUCAAGAGAAGAAUUACUUUUUAUAGAAUUAAACAAUGACGAACAGGAUAAAAAGAGACCUGCGAAUCUGUGGAAAAAUAUUUUUACUUCAAUUCCAAUGUGGGCCCUCAUUUUGGGCCAUUUCGGACAUAACUACGGAUUUAUUGUGUUGUUGUUGGAGCUGCCGACUUACCUCAGUACAGUACUCAAUUUCGAUUUGAAAUCGAAUGGUUUUUUGUCUGCAUUACCUUUUGUUGUUCAAGCUGCCGGCGCAUGGAUUGCAUCAUUUAUAGCUGAUUAUUUAAGGCACUCAAACAAGAUGUCCAUAACAGCUAUCAGAAAAAUGAUGAACUCUAUAGGUGAGUUCGGGCCAGCUAUUUGUCUCAUUGGAGUGACUUUUGCCGGUUGUCAACCAUCCCUCACCAUAAGUCUCCUCUGUUUGGCUCUAGCUCUUAAUGGCUGUGUUUAUUCAGGCUACAAUAUCACGCAUGUCGAUAUGUGCCCAGAAUUUGCUGGAACGUUGUAUGCAAUAACAAACACAAUUGCCAAUAUUACCGGAAUACUGGGUCCCAUGAGUGUUGGAGUCUUUACAGCGAGUGGUGCAACACUUGCAAACUGGAGCAAUGUUUUCUAUACAGCAGCCGCUGUUUAUUUGUUUUGCGGAACAAUCUUUGCAGUAUUUGGAUCUGCAGAACUACAAACCUGGGGAAGUGCAGAAAAUAAAUCAGAAAAAGAAGCAUCGAGUGAAAAGAAUUCUGAUGAAGUUGAAAUUAAAACGUCACUUUAAGUUCUAGCAUUGAAUUAAGAAGAACAAAACCCACCAAAUACUACUUAAGGAUGUUAAAUAAUAUUAAAUAAGGACCACCAGUUUAAGAAAACACUACCGAAGAAUGUGAAGCUGGAUUAAAUAUUGAGCAUUAAUUCAAAUUGUUUUUAGUAUAUACACUGUAAAAAAUGAAUACUCAAAUUUCACGAGACUUAUUUCGUCUUGAACGAAAUCGAGUCCUAGAAUAUGCUCCGAGCGAACAUUUCUUCAGAGUGACGAAAUAACUUUCGUCAUUUCUUGAGGGAAAUAAAUUUUGUAAAAAUUUAAAAAAAAUAUAUUUCAUCAUUCUAUUUUCAAUAGUCUAGUUUUCAUUCUAAUGUCACAAUCUACUACCAGAUAAAUGCUUAGUUCCGAAUUUAGGAGAUAUUUUCAUCAUACAUUUGAGAAUUCGUGCUUCGCCACAAAUCGCGUGAUUGCGUGACGAAAUGAUUCUCAAUGUUAACGAAGUAUAGCACAAUGAUUGUAGAAUCGUCAAAAGUGAGAGUCUUAGUUAUGAAAGUGUAUUUAUUUCAUUUUAUGUUAUUUAUUUGUUGCAUAAAUCAUAUUUUGUAUUUUUUAAGAAUGAAAAAAAAAUAAAAAGAGACAAUUUUUGUCUUCAGAUUUCUUUCUUCAA
Molecule: messenger RNA, 2840 nt
Organism: Parasteatoda tepidariorum (common house spider)
Lineage: Eukaryota; Metazoa; Arthropoda; Arachnida; Araneae; Theridiidae
Product: putative inorganic phosphate cotransporter
Biological process (GO): monoatomic anion transport; transmembrane transport
Cellular component (GO): membrane
Molecular function (GO): transmembrane transporter activity
Source: RefSeq, a predicted model, not a curated record